GCGCGCCGGCCCUCCAUGCUCGGAGCCGACUCGGGGCCGAAUAUCACCCCGAGUGGCACAGCCAGGGACCCGCUGAGCGAGGGCCCGGGGCGAACCGCAAAUGCGCGCAGGCAGGCCCGGACGGGGUCCGCGGCCCCCAGAGGAGCUCCCACUAGCGGGGUGGGCUCCGGCUCGGCCCGGCUGCUCCGUUUGCCGGAAGCAGAGCCCAGGCCAGGCCCGAGGUCGCAAGUGAGGUCUGGGAGGGGACCCGGACAUAGGUUUUCUGGUGAAAAGCUGUGCGCUCAGGCCUGUCGCAGACACCCGCUGCCAAGAAGCCAGCCUGCCGAACAGUUGGCUGGAGGGGCCGCCUUCCCACCCUCCUCCUUCAGCGUCACAGCCAGCUUUCCCGCAAAAUGGGGCAAAAAAAGCAGCGGCUAUUGGAGGCAGAGCAGUGUCACAGCCCACCGGAUGGAGCCCAGGCGCCCUCCCACAAGGAGCCUCUCUGGGGGCCAUGUGCCACCCUGUGCCCACAGCGCAGCAUCUAUUUCUCAAGCCCAAAGGGCCCCUCUGCACAGCUGGGAUCAGAGUUUUUCGACCAGCCUGCAGUCUGCCUGGCCCGGGCUCUUCUGGGACAGGUCUUGGUCCGGCGGCUUGACAAUGGCACAGAGCUCCGUGGCCGCAUUGUGGAGACUGAGGCAUACUUGGGGCCAGAGGAUGAAGCUGCCCACUCGAGGGGUGGUCGGGAGACCACCCGCAACCGUGCCAUGUUCAUGAGGCCAGGGACUCUGUACGUGUACAUCAUCUACGGCAUGUACUUCUGCAUGAAUAUCUCUAGCCAAGGGGAGGGCGCGUGUGUCCUGCUGCGAGCCCUGGAGCCCCUGGGGGGCCUGGAGACCAUGCGGCAGCUUCGCAGCACCCUCCGCAAAGGCCCUGCCAGCCGAGCCCUCAAAGACCGUGAGCUCUGCAGUGGUCCCUCCAAGCUGUGCCAGGCCCUGGCCAUCGACAAGAGCUUCGACCAGCGGGACCUGGCCAAAGAUGAGGCAGUGUGGCUGGAACAGGGCCCCCCGGGGGCCCCUGAGCCUGCUGUGGUAGCAGCAGCCCGAGUGGGCAUUGGCCAUGCAGGAGAGUGGGCCCAGAAGCCGCUGCGCUUCUAUGUCCAAGGCAGCCCCUGGGUCAGCGUGGUAGACAGAGCAGCCAAGCAGGCUGCACAGGCUGAAGCAGGGGCCUGCUCGGACAAGACCUUUUAAUUGUUUAAAAAUCAAAUAAAUGCCUUACUUCUAGAAAA
Molecule: messenger RNA, 1264 nt
Organism: Manis javanica (Malayan pangolin)
Lineage: Eukaryota; Metazoa; Chordata; Mammalia; Pholidota; Manidae
Gene: MPG
Product: N-methylpurine DNA glycosylase
Biological process (GO): base-excision repair
Molecular function (GO): alkylbase DNA N-glycosylase activity; DNA binding
Source: RefSeq, a predicted model, not a curated record